Pseudophryne corroboree (corroboree frog) is the source of this 12134-nucleotide messenger RNA. It is a transcript of the gene PLEKHH3, whose product is annotated as pleckstrin homology, MyTH4 and FERM domain containing H3. Lineage: Eukaryota; Metazoa; Chordata; Amphibia; Anura; Myobatrachidae. Gene Ontology annotation, biological process: signal transduction. Bases 1011 to 3302 code for a protein of 763 amino acids. The transcript is spliced from 13 exons. The record is from RefSeq and is a predicted model, not a curated record. Gene Ontology annotation, cellular component: cytoskeleton.
AGCUCCCUCUACUAUGGGAGAGUAGGAGCUGCCUCCUGGCUGCACCUCUCCGCCCUCUGCAGCCUCCCUCCUAUUCUAUCUUCCCUCUCCUUGUAGUACAUCAGGAAGUAGCUGCAGCUGGCGGAUCGGCGCCACUUACCUCUCUCCUAGUUUCAUUUUAGCAUAAGAUUUUAAUUUUUUUUGUAGAUUUUUUUUUUUAUUGUCAUUCAUUGGACUGUGUGGACUGCUGCUGAGUGGAAUGGAGGUUAUGCUGUCCUAAUUGGAAACUUCAGCUGAAACGUGUGCUUGGUAUAUGGUCUUCUACUAUAACAUCUCAGCUAUCUGCAUCUGGAGGCGCCCUGGUGUGACUGCCCUGACCAGGAAAGAGCGUUCUGAUUCCAGAUGUGCAUGUACGCAGCGCAGCACUUACCGCCUGGAAGUAUCAUCUUAGCACUAGUAGUGCUGCCCGCGCUGUGAUCCCCGGCGUUAUUGCACAGGACGCUGCACAUUGCCUGGUUGCUGGCUGUCUGGCUGGGCCAGCAGAUGUGGGCAGCGCAGCAUCCCUAACGUCAGGCUGAUCGCUGCUGAUAAAUGACAGCAGAUUGUCCUGCGCUUCCUGCUGCCGGCCUGAUGCUUAUUGUCUCCGGCCUCAGCCACUUGCUGGUCAGACCAUUGGCUGAGCAGCUGCAGGACAGCACUGCAUGGGAUCUCCCAUCAACACACCUUUCAGUUUUGUGGAUUAUAUUGCGCCUCAUGUAGCGCAGCCUAUCUCCUAUCACCUAUCUCCAUCUGCUCUCACAAAUACAUAUAUAUAUAUAUAUAUAUAUAUAUAUGCCGGAGUGACUGCUGCUCACCGGGGCCGGGAUUUCUCUCUCAUCUUUUGUUUAGAUUAUAUCCGCCCUUAUAUCCCGACAUCCCUGCAUCUGGUUACCCCAGAACAUACAGAUAUUUUCCUGUUCCUGCUGACAAUUUUCAGAUAUGACCAACUGAGGCCAAAGGACAGGGUGGGGAGAAGGCUGGGGUCCUUCUGAAUGCCUUUACAGGGCUUUUGGUGGUGGGUUUGCUGCAGGCAUGGGUUCACCCUCCUGGGCAGGGACGUUGGGGAGAAGGAGGAAGAAGAGGAAUCCUUUGAGAUGAAGAGUUCUGAUGUACCCAUGAACAGCAGAAAGGGGUCUGCAGAUGUUGGUGUGACCCAGCCAGUCCGUUCAGCCAAUGGUCUGGAAAGCCAGUUACAUUCCUCUGAGGAAAAACAUAGCCUGAUAACACCAAGCAACAAGGUCACAUGCAAGGACGACCAGGAUGUCAUUGUGAAAGGCUGGUUGCAGCGUGAGGUAAGUGGAGAAGCAAGGCGUCCCUGGUCCAGGAUGAAGAAAUACUGGUUUGUCCUAACUCCAGAUUCCCUGGAUUGUUACAGUAGCAAUGAGAAACCCAGCAAACGUGUGGGGAGCCUGGUGCUCACCAGCUUGUGUUCUGUGAUGUGGCCAUCUAAACAAAGUUACAAAGAGACAGGGUACUGGAAUGUAACAGUGUAUGGGAGGAAACACUGUUACCGCUUGUAUACAGAACAUCUCAAUGAGGCUGUGCAUUGGGUGUGUGCCAUCCAGAAAGUGAUCGACAGCAAAGCCCCACUGGAGACUCCCACGCAACUGCUCAUUAAAGAUAUUGAAGAGAAUCAUCUAAACCAAGAUAUUGUGGAUGAAAUCUACAAACUGAACCCUGUUCUACGACACACAAAAAACCCUCUCUAUGCUCCUCUUCUGCCAUUCUCCUAUGGAUCGGACGAUCAUUCUCCACAUAUGAAGGGUUAUACUGCCCUGCGGGAUGAGGCAGUGAAAAUUUUCAACUCACUUCAGCAAAUGGAGAGUGAGAGAGACCCUGUGCCAUUGAUGCAGGGGGUUCUCCAGACAUGCUUAGACCUGCGGCCUCUUCGUGAUGAAGUUUACUGCCAAGUCAUCAAGCAGACGACCGACCCACCGGAGCCAGGAAGUUUAUCUGAUCUCAGAUACUGGCAGUUACUUACCUGCAUGAGUUGCACUUAUCUACCCAGCCCUACUGUCCUUCGCUUCUUCCGGUUUCACUUGCAAAGAAUGCGAACCUCUUAUCCCAACACAGAAGUGGAGAAGUAUGCCGACUUCAUCCCUGCUUCUUUGGAUAAGACAAAACAGCGCGAGUAUGUGCCAUCCUACGAGGAGAUCUCCGUUCUCAUCCAGAGGCAAGAACUGAUGUGCACAGUAUACUACCCAGGAGCAGGCGUCUGCAAAGUUCCAAUCACAUCCCAUACCACAGCUGAAGAGCUGGUCCAAGACCUGAUCAAGAAACUUAACCUGAGUUGCAGUCGGAAUAUAUUUGCCCUGUAUGAGCAGAACAACCAUUACGAACAAGCAUUGGGCAAAGCCACUAUAGUUGCUGACACCCUCACCAGGUUUGAAAACCUUACCUGUAAAGAUAAAGGGUUUGAAACAAGAUGGAGGUUAUAUUUCAAACUUUACUGUUUUCUGGACACGGAGGACGUAAAUAAAGACAGUGUGGAAUAUUCCUUCCUCUUUGAGCAGGCACAUGAAGCAGUCAUCCAGGGGUACUUACCAACAAACGAAGAAACUUUACAGUCAUUGGCUGCACUUCGUCUCCAGUUCCUCAAUGGUGACUUUUCCCCAAGUUCACCAUUUCCACGGCUAGAGGAGCUGUUCCCCAUCUACAUCCUUCACUCCCGGGUUUUGGCAUCCAGUAAGCCAACUAUUACAUCAAGGACUUCCUGUCAAAGUCUCCACAAAGGACUUUUCUCAGGGGCUCUACCAAAUGGAUUAUGGAACAAUUCCCUAGUCAAACAGAAGGCAGAAGAAAGCCAGAAGUUCAAAGGUCGAGUAAAGGAGGAAGGAGCCAAUAUGAUGUCUGCCAUUGUAGACAAAUGGAAGGCCUUACAUGGCAUGGAUAGGACUGAAGUCAUGGCCUCAUAUCUUGCCAUAGUGAAACAGUGGUCAGGCUAUGGAUCCACAUUGUUUGAUAUUGACUUUUAUAUGAGUUCUGUUGGGAGUUUCUCGCAGCGGCUGUGGUUGGGUGUGAAUGCCUCCUCUCUCAGUCUCUACAAGCAGGGAGAAGUGGAUCCAUUUGAAAACAUUCAGUACAGUCAAAUAACCUCAUUCGGUGUCUUGGACAGUACCACUUUUAAAGUGUCGGUUGGGGAGAAAGAAAUGAUCUUUGAAACAUCGAAGGUUGAUGAGAUCACUCAGCUAAUUAACACGUACCUCACCUGCAUCAGCAAUGGGCCUCACAUGCCAUGUGAAAGCACGAACAAUUCUUCUGAAGAUACAAGUCAACUAGUGUGACUUGAUCUACCUGUCACUGGUGGGCUAUGGAAAUUGAACUAUACACACAGCCCUGCUUAUGGCUAGUGGGCACAGUUCUUCUAAUGCCCCAAGACUGCUUACAGCCUGCUCUGAGCAAGUCCAAGCUUUAUCCCUUGGAACAGGAAAGACUAUCUGUUUGUAUGGAAAAAAACAUGAAUUCUAGACUUCUUUAAACCAAAAAUGGUUUCCUUUUUAGCUUCCCUCAGGUUCUGCCAUGUUGUAUUCUUUACACAAUUUUACAAGUGUUUGCAUACUCAUAAAGCCACACAACAUAUAUUACCACGAUCAACCAGGAUUUCAUCAUCUUCAUAUUUAUUAGCAGGAAAGUUUGACAUUUCAAGGGAGGUAAACCAACAAUUUACAUUUUGUUUUUGUUUUAUAAAUACUUAUUUUUUUCCAGUUUUGAGUUAAAAAAAAUAAAUAUAUGUUUGGAUGUGAUUUCAAAGAACGUGCUUUAUAUAAGGGAAUAACUAAUUAUGUGUUUCAAAAGCACUUUAGUUAUCUAUGUUAUGUUUAUGUUUUUAUUGUACAUGUCUCUUGGUACAACAUUGUAAAGAAAAUGUUCAAAGCAAGAAUAAUGUUCUGGUGUCAUCCAAUUUACCUGUUUGUCCUUGGGUAAACUCAUCUGGUAUGGCUGUAGGUUUAACUAGACAUGCAGACCAGUCAUCUCACAUGGCUGCAUCUGUUGGCAUCAGUUGUGGGUGAAAACUGCUGUCAUACCAUCAUACUCAUUGCAUACCUCCCAACAUGACCCUCUCCAGGAGGGACACAAUGCUCUGCUUCUGGACUUGUCUCUUAAUUUAUGAUUGCCGGCACCUGUGUUGAACAGGUUAAUGGAUAAGAAAGCUGUUUCAGCACAGGUGAUGGCAAUCAUAGAUUAAGAGGGAAGUCCAGGAGCAGAGCAUUCUGUCCUUCCUGGAGAGGGCCAUGUUGGGAGGUAUGGUCAUUGGUUUGAUGGCUUCAACUCCCGCCACGUCAGGGAAUGGAGGGGAAUUCCAUUUGACCAUGCAACUAGAUGCCUACAAUUCACUUUAGGUUUUCUAAUACUUUUUUGGCUAUUCUACUGCCCCUUCAAAUUGAAGAGGGUGGAUACUGAUCUAUAAGGGGACACUAAAGCUAAACUCACUGUAGGCAGACAUUUUGUGGACUGAAUCUAUAUUCAUGCAGAAUAUACCCUAUCAUUUCAUUAGGAGCAAGUGAGAGAUCCUUGGCCACAAACAUCAUAGUGAUUUGAUAGACUAUUUUCUAAUGAAUAUAAUGUCCGUACACAAAAUCGCUGUCUACACUGUAUGUCGUUGACAGGUUUAUUCACUAUGAUAAAGCAUAUAACAUUUGUGCUAGGUACACACAGUAUUGGAAAACACUGCUCACUAGAGCAUAGGUAAUAUAAUUUUGCUUUUGCAGAACUUGGAUAUACAUUUAGAACUGUGUACUAUGUAAUUACAUACUGUUCCAUUACAUUUUACUGAGCAGUAAUGAUUGGAAACACCUCAAGAAUAAUCAAAACUGAUGCAACACAAAGUUCAUGAUUGUAAGAAUGCAUGUGUGUACAGUUCAAGUCAUUAACGUUAUUUUUGGAGCCCCACUGUCAGAAAGCGUCUAGAAUUUCUUAAAUGGGGCUAAAUGUAAUAGCCUGUGCGCUGCCGGAGGUUGGGACUUUGGGAAUUACUAAAAGUUGUUAGCAAACCAAAAAAAUUAGCAACUGGGCAAAACCAGGUUGCACUGCAGGUGGGGCAGAUGUAACAUGUGCAGAGAGAGUUAGAUUUGGGUGGGUAUAUUGGGGGCCAUUCUGAGUUGAUCGCUAGCUGAAUUUGUUCGCAGCGCAGCGAUCAGGCUAAAAUUCGGCAGUUCUGCACAUGAAUAUGCAGCGCAAUGUACAGGCACAACGAACGAUGUCGUUUUGCACAGGGUCUAGCGAUGCAUUUCAGUCGCACUGCUUGCCGCAGAGUGAUUGACAUGAAGUGGGCGUUUCUGGGUGGCAACUGAACGUUUUCAGGGAGUGUGCAGAAAACCGCAGGCGUGCCAAGAAAAACGCAGGCGUGGCUGGGCGGGUUUGUGACGUCAAAUCCGGAGCUGAAUAGUCUGAAGUGAUCGCAAGCGCUGAGUAGGUUCUGAGCUACUCUGAAACUACACAAAAAAAAUUUGUAGCCGCUCUGCGAUAGAACCGUUCGCACUUCUGCUAAGCUAAAAUACACUCUCAGUGGGCGGCGGCAUAGCGUUUGCACGGCUGCUAAAACUAGCUAGUGAGUGAUCAACUCGGAAUGACCCCCAUUGUUUCUGUGCAGGGUAAAUACUGGCUACUUUAUUUUUACACUACAAUUUAGAUUUCAGUUUGAACACACCCCACCCAAAUCUAACUCUCUCUGCACAUGUUACAUCUGACCCCUCCCCCUGCAGUGCAACAUGGUUUUGCCCAAUCGCUUACUUUUUUGAUUUGCCAACAACUCUGAAUAACCCCCUUUGUGCAAAUCUGCCCGUAUGUUUAAAGCGGCAAUAAAUUGCAAGGCAAAACCAACCUGGUUAUGCCUUGUAAAUGAUUGCCAGUUUAAACCUACGUGCAGACUCGCACAAAGUCUCGCACCUCCUUCAGCUCACAGGCUAUUACUGUACAUUUAGCCCCUGAGGUUAAUAUGCAUGUGUGCAAGCUCUUACCAAUAUACAAAGUGAGUAUGUUUUAUAAUCGCCUUGCCCUCAGUAGUAUUAAAAUAGGCCUUUGUGUUUCAGGUAUGUUGGUGAAAAUGAUUUACAUCAACAUAUACAUUUUAUAUUGGCUUUUAAUUUCAUGGGAAUCUAAGUAUGUUUGUUUAAAACACAGAAUAUAUACCAUUGGUGACCAUUGCCCUGGUCUGCCCAUCUAUUAGAAUAGGAUACAAAAGAGGCUGCAGUAACCCAAUUAAUCAGUAAUUUGCUUGAUUAAUUUAGAAUAAAUAAGUCAAGGAAAGUUAAUACCUGGUUGCUGCUGGCUAGCUGCACGUAUACACUCGGUAAAUAAUUUCCAGGAUCUGUAGCCAACAUUUAGAGAACGACCUUUAAAUGGUUUAAAAAAAGAAUAUAUGCAUAUAAUUAAUCUCCAUUAAUUUAUUGUACUUGCCAAGUCAUUUUGUAUUAUUAAUAGUAUUAUAAACAUAAAGAAAGGAAAAUCCUUUAAAAAGUGCCAAACCAAUAAGUACCAGUAAUAUUAGUACAUACUUGGUUGUGUUGGGGAUAAAUCACCAGUAAGCAAUAGGUUUUUGUGUGAAAAUAGGCCCACAAUAUACAGCAUCCGCUGGAAACAGAAAAACAAUUCUCGUUAAAGGCUGCCAAUGCCAUCUGAGGUCCGACACUACACAAUCUCUGCCGCAUUAUUAGGUAUUUUUCGCCACCAUACACACUUUUCACACCUGUUUUCAUGCUAUUUACAUGCUAUCUGGAUGAUAGACCUACCUUGUCUAGGUAGACAGUCAAUAGGUUGACACCAUAUGGUCGACAUGCAUUAGGUCGACAGGUGCAAAUGGUAGACAAAUGAAAGGUCAACAGUGCUUAAGGUUGACACACAAAUGUUCGACACAUGUUUAGCCAACAUCUGCUUGAUUUACAAUCCAUGUUGGACUACAAUUAGGAACAGCAACCUGUCCGAAGUAUGGCGGGCACGUAACAAGAAACAUGCAGGAUUUGGCCCAAAAAACAUGUGUCAACCUCUACACUUAGUCGACCAUAUGUUGUCGACCUAUUAACGGUCUGCCUAGACAUUGUAAAUCUAUACCACACCCAUUUACAUUUCAAACAUACAAGUGCCUGGGUAAUCCAAAUGUGCUCUGCAUGAAACACACGUCUGUAAUGUAAUUUGCUACACGUGGGUUAGAUUGUUUUGAGAAUCCUGCUGUCCUGAUGACCUUCCAUUUUAAAUUUACCAUUUUUACUUAAAAGUACACCCAUCACAUAAAUCUUUGAGGUAAUAUUCACUAGGCUAAACAUUAUUAUUCAUUACCAGUUAUUUAUAUAGAGCACACAUAAUUUGCAGCGCUUUACAGAGAAUAUUUGCCCAUUCACCUCAGUCCCUGCCCCAGUGGAGCUUCAGUCUGUAUUCCCUACCACAUGUACACACAGACACAUUCACGUUAGGGUUCAUUUAAAAAAAAUAAACAAAUUUUGAGCCAAUUAACCUACCAGUAUAUUUUUGGAGUGUGGGAGGAAACCGGAGUACCUGGAAGAAACUUACGCAAGUACGGGGAGAAUAUACAAACUCCACACAGUUAGGGUCAUGGUGGGAAUCGAACUCAUGGCCUCUGUGCUAUGAGGCAGUAAUGCUAGCCAUUAAUAUGAGCAUGCAGUUUAUCAGUACAUUUUGAACCAAUGACACAGUAUACUCUUCUGUAAUUAAAAUUAGCAAAGUGAAAAUAUUGCAGAUUUGUUACAAAUAAAAUUCAAAACUGGUUCCUAUGAUUAUAACAAAUCUGGACUAUUUUCUACUUUGCUAAUUGUAAUUACAGUAAUGCACUUGAGGUGCUGUUAGCCACAUUUAACUAAAUACAAGUUACAAGAUGGGUAUGCUACUGUAAUUCUGCAUUUGAACUUUUGGUUUUAUAUCAGAAAUAAUGCUAUUAUUAUCAAAUGAGAUUUACACAGAAUCUGUAUUGUACCAACCACGCGGCUCCUAACUGUCAAAUGUAAGGCAGAAGCUGAUUGGCUGGUACUCACAAUUUUAGCUUUCUCCGAGCUUUGAUAAAUACCCCCCUUUGCUUUGACCUUUUUUAUGCUAUGAUUUAUCAUUCCAAUCAACUAAUGUGUAAAAUAUUAGUGCAUCUCCUUUUAUUUUACAUCAUCAGUCACCAGAGCAUCAUGGGAGAUGCAUCUUAGUUGGCGUGAUAAAGGUUACCCAUUCCUUCCUAAAAAUAUGCAAAACAUUAAAUAACACCACUUGAAGAAUAAUGUUUGCUAGACAGAAUUAAGAACUAUAGUAAUAAUGCUAGUGUAGUUACUUUACUGCUGGCUUUGAGCAGAAUUACUGUACAAUGUAAAAUAGAAAAGUAAUUCUGAAAAACCCCGUUUUAAACUUUACUAGAGUGCAGACACAGUAUUAUUGAUUCGAAGUGGAAUUUUAGGAAUUGACAAUAUUCCCAGUGCUUACACAAUGCAAACUGAGCAUAGCUUGUGCCUUGGGGUUGGCUAUGCAUGACCCCGCUGGUCACCAUACCCAUGACGGUAUCCCGGCCGCGGAAUGCCAGCGGGGGUGGGACGAGCGGAACAAGCCCCUUGUGGGCUUGCUGCAUUCGCCACGUUGCGGGCUCGGAGGCGAGCUGCGGUCGCCACAGGUUAUAUUCCCACUCUAUGGGUGUCGUGGAUACCCACGAGUGGGAAUACUCCCAGUUGGUCUGCAUGUCGACUGUUGGGAUUCCGAGCGGGCAGGAUCCAGGGGUCAGUAUUGUGACUGGCGGUCUCCUUACCUCCGGUCACGUAACUGUAUCCGGUUCCUUGAUAUGGAAAUGCUGCUGUGCUGUGGAUAUUGUUGGGUGUACAUCUAGACUGUACGAAAAAUGAAAAUUUAAAGGUCUUCUAAUCUUACUUCAGAAUGUAUAAGAACGCAGGUCAUGUAAUAGAAAAUAGAUAGGCUAUCUAUACAUCUCCCUAUUAUUAGGACUGUAGCUCCUUGUUUGAUUAGAUCAUUGUACAACUGGUUCUGUACGGACAAACCUUUGUGCUUAAUAAAUACUGUAUGUAUGUAAUCUAUAUUUGUAAGCAGAAAAGGCUGUUAGGGAAACGUAUUUUGUAAUAUAACUUCCUGCUGCUUGACCGAUAAAUAGGCACUCAACAGACAUUUGAAUUUUUAGGGACAACAGGUAAACCUUUGUGAGAGAGAAUCAGGUCUUCCAGUAUUUGCAUAUACAGUAGUACGGAGUAGUUUAGCACUGUGCCGACAGGACAAAGGCCUAUCUAUUAGUGUUACUAUAAGAAACAUCACAAAAAACCCACUUCUCACCAAGCACGUUUACUUAUCUUCAGGGUCAAAGCCAACCUGCAAAAUUAUGACCUUUUUUUUUUUUUUAUUCCCUCACACAUGACUUAUACUGGCCAUGGAUGUACAGAAAUGUAGAUUACUUUCACAUCAUUAUGUCAUAUAAAAUGCUAAACAGAAUUGAUUCAUCAGCUUGGUAAUGUGGGUUAACAAUGAACUCCCAUUAGUGAGGGUGUAAGGUAAUUUGCCAUCCCUGAAGUAAAAGGGGACUGAGAGAGAUGCACACUGCAAUCUAGUAACACAGUGUUGUACCCAGAUAGCUGAAAAUGUAUCAUUUGGUCAUGCAUGUGUGUGGUCACAUUUUGCUAACAUAUGAGGGUAUAUGGACAGCUUUAAGCUGGAUACACACUUGUAGGCCCAUUUUUUUCAAUAUGGGGUGAAUGACUGAUGAUUGCAUAGGCGUGGACGCAGUACUGAUGCAGAAGCGUUAGCUGAUAAAUGGCUAAGAACGACCUCAUGACGGUUGGGGUCAUGAGGUCGCAUCUUGUGCUGUACAGCCAACCUCCUGAACCCCAUAUUGGAGCCGCUCACCUCAGCGAGGAAUACAGCACUAUUUAUCAUAUGCAACAAGUUUUAUCAUAUCCUGUAACAUGGCAGUUAGGAGCUGAUUGGCUGGUACUUUGGGGUACAUUUACCAAGCAGUGAUAAGAGCGGAGAAGUGAGCCAGUAGAGAAGUUGCCCAUGGCAACCAAUCAGCACCGAAGUAACAUCUAUAAUUUGCAUACUAUAAAAUGAUACAGAGCUGCUAAUUGGUUGAUGGGGAAAUAUCUCCACUGGCUCACUUCUCCGCUCUUAUCACUGCUUAGUAAAUGUACCCCUUUAUCUUUCUCCACUUUACCACUCCCCAGGACUCAGCAAAGGUUUUUAAAGAAGCCCUUGAACACUCAGGGGCAGCUGUACUGAGUAAGACCGGGUAUUAUAUUUUUCUCUUCAGCCACACAAACUAAGAUUUAUUAGGAUAGCCUUAUGUUUUCUUAUAUUCUGAGGUAAACAGAAAAAAAAAAUUUUGUGCCAAUUUUUUUUUUUUGUAUAUUAAGGAACAUGUGAACAACUUGCACACAGUAUUAUAAUAAAGAAGCAAAAAUAAACGUACAGCUCAUCCCUGCCCCCUUUAAACUCUUAGAAAAGUGUAGUCUGGAAAUAAGCCAAUGUCCAGAUGUGUGUAAAGUUCAAAUUCCUGUUGGCAGCAGUGUCAAUGAGGCAUGCACUCUCCUUCACCUGAUGCCUGUACUGACUCAACGCAGAGGCCCUUUUAUUAUAGCAGUGUUCCUCUUUUUAAACUAAUCCUGCUCUAAAGACUCUAUAGACUUAGCAAGUUCACACUGUGUACACAUUUGUAAUGCGAUUCAAACCAUACUUUUUGUAUUCAUGUAAGGAAAUGGGUUUAUUAUUUAGUACAGUCCUCACUGUUUAUGACGCAGCUUUUAUUGAAAGUGCACCCAAUGCUUACCCAGAGGUAGCCAUAUUCAGAGAACGCAGCCUAUUUGUUCAGUAGGGACCAGUGACAUUCCUCAGGUAUAAAGUGCCUGGUUCCUAGGCUGUCUCCACUGUAUACCAUCAAUGGGCACGAUUCAAUUCGAUGACAGUUGAAUAGCCCCAGGAACUAGCUCCUGGGGCUAUUCAAUACAGCGCCCUGUGACACCCAACGACGGGAUUUCUUCUCGCAGAAAUCUGACAAAAGUACAGGCGCAAUGCUGAAUUUUGCCCUUAGCAUGGUGGAAACAGCGUCACGCCGGACACUGUAGUCGGAGAAUGCCGGCUGUCCCGUCAACACACCUUGUUUAGUCCAGGAGAACGGGCAUUCUCCGACUUAACACGGAGCUGUAUUGAAUAGCCCCGGGAACUAAUUCCCAGCACUAUUCAACGGUCAUCAAAUUGAAUCGUGCCCAAUGUUUCCAUUUUAUGCAAAACAGAGUACAUUUAAGGGCUGGGGCUAGUUUGCAUAAAUAGUACAUUGUUUUCUAGCUGUAUAUUUCUGUUAUUACAGUGUGUGUUAUUCCUUAUUUUUAUUCUUUUUUUUUUUUUAAAGUUUAUAAAGCUGCAGGCAGCACCCCCUCCCUAUAGAGUGGUUAGUUAACAUUUAUCAUACAGCUGGGAAGCAGGAAGAGCCAGGAUGGGCUUAAUGUGCGAGACCACACAGGCUCCCUGCCGGUUAGGUCCCCCGGUAUGAUCAGGCCACUUGCGGUUUCCUCAAGCUGGCAAAUGCUGUUUCCUGAAUUUAAACAUUACUUUGUAACACUGACUAGCACCUGUUGAAGAACGUAUAGGAAAAUAUAUUCCAUGUUUAUUAAAUAGCUGUUCACGUCUGGAAAAUAAAAUAAAAGGCAAGAGGGCUUUAUAGUCACAGUCCUGAUUUUGUUUCCUUCACAAGCUUUCAUUUUGAAAGCAAUUUUUUAAGCAGUUAAUAGUCACUACUGACUACUUACCAGUCACAUGAAUAUACUAUGAUGUAGGAAACACAAACCCCAUCAUCAUAUAGAAUACACAAUACUACAGAAACCUAUACUGAGUUUUAAUGUAGAGGACAAUCUGUGACGUUUAAUAUGUAAUAAGGUAGACACCACCUAUUAUUGGAUCUAUGUAGAAUCAGCAGACUUGGAUCACUUGGUGUCAGAACAGUUGCUGUCUUGUUGUAUACACAGUCUGUAAUAUGCUGAAGUAUGUGUGCUAAAUCCCUUUGUCUACAUUUUCCCCAUUGCACUGUUUUACAAUGCCUGGCCGGACAUGCAAUUACCAAUUUUACUUUGAGAGAUUUGCUAUUUUCAAGAAGUGUUGUUUAAACUUUUUUUUUUUUAAUAAAAACAAAUAUAAAAUUGAAA